This is a messenger RNA of Mirounga angustirostris (Northern elephant seal), 4860 nucleotides long. RefSeq names its product serpin family F member 2 (gene SERPINF2). The record is from RefSeq and is a predicted model, not a curated record. The transcript is spliced from 9 exons. Bases 2150 to 3625 code for a protein of 491 amino acids. Gene Ontology annotation, biological process: negative regulation of fibrinolysis; negative regulation of endopeptidase activity. Gene Ontology annotation, molecular function: serine-type endopeptidase inhibitor activity. NCBI's taxonomy places the organism in Eukaryota, Metazoa, Chordata, Mammalia, Carnivora, Phocidae.
CUGGUGCACGCAGCCCCAGGCCAGUUUCCUGAACCCUCAGCCUUGGGGGAAGGUAAGGAGGCAUUGCUCCCGCCGGGAGGAUGCUGGCUGGCGCUGUGGCCCUCUCUCCUCUCCCCACCCCUUCCAGAUCCAGGCUAAAGGCAGCCAAUCAGGAUCCUGGGCUUGUAAGGCUUGGGGAUGGGCAUCUUAUCUUGGGUUCCCCACAUAGGCUCCUGCAGCUGCCCCUUCCUUCCCCUCAGGAUGGGAGAGAGGAAAGGACAUUGUAAGUGGGAAGCUGGAUGUGACCCUGAACCCAGUUCUGUCCUUGGGCAUGUCACAUAGCCUCUCUGAUCCCACUAAAGUGGGGAUAACCCCCCCACCUCAUGGGGUUUCUGGUAGGCCCUUGUCCUUCCUGGAUCUGCCCUACAGAUGAGGACAUUCUCCUCAACUUUCCUGAACCUCCUUUCUCCAGGCUUGGAGGGGGGACCCAAAUCCACAGGGGCUCCAGGUGGCUGUCUCAGGAUUAGAUACCCUGGUGGGAAUGGGGCUUCCGGCCCCAAUAUCAAUGUUUAACCGGAUGUGCAGGUCAAUAUUUACCAGAAGAGAAAGCAAUCUGAACAGGGGUUGGCUGAGAGCAAAGGUCCUAGUGGGAGGGGAGGGCUCAGCUGGGCUGGCUGGAGCCUGAGCAAAGUGUGGGGAGUACCCAAGUGGGGCCAGAGGGACACUGUGCAGCAGCGAGGAGCCUGCAGAGGUACGAGGGGAGGGGUGGCUUGACCUGCUCUUUGGGCAGGAGAGGAGGUAAGAGCUGUCCAUCUGGCUUAGGGGGUCUGGAGUGAAUUUAUUCAGAAGGCCUCUCAUUUCCCAGCCUCCUGGGGUGAUGAGGAGCCAAGAUGGGGGUUCUGGCAGGACUCUCUCUGGGACUUGGAAAACUAGAGGUCUUUUCUUGUCAGGAAGAUUCAAAAGCCCAGGUUGGAGAUCAGGGGCCCUGGCCAAGGGUCCUUGCGUGUGAUGGGGGUGGGGCCAGCGGUGAUAGAAGGCUCCCCUGGAAGGACUGGCCCUGAGAUGGGGGUGGGGUUGGAGUGUGUGGGACCUGCUCUGAGGCCAGACCAAGACCUGCCCAUCCCCACCUGCCAGUCUGGCUUCCUGGAGCCGACCUGGACAGAGUGGGGGGCAAGGCCUGUGUUUCCCGUAAGUCCAAAGGUGGCUCCAUCCAGAGCCAUUCAUUGGGCUCCGUGGCUGGGUCAACAACGCGGCUCUCCAGCCCACCCCACCAACCCUGCUGAGACUUCAGGGACUCACAGGCCUGUCCACCCUUGUGGUCAAGACCAGACCAGCCAGAAAAGGUGGGUCCGUGGACAGUGGGUUGGACAGGAGCUCUGGGAAAGGAGCCCCAGUAUACAGGAGGCUUCAGGGCAGGCUUCCCAGAAGAGGAGCCUUGGGCUGGGCUGACAACAGCCGUAUUACCGAGUGCCAGGCAUUGUAAUCGGGGCUCACAAAGACCGCCUUAUUUCGGUCCUCACAAUAUACUGUGGGAGGAGGCAGGGACUUUUGCUACCAUUUUGCAAGAAAAGGCAAAGCCCAGAGGGGUUAAAGGAGAUAUCUAAGGUCCUCUCGGAAGAGGCCGAGUCUGGAUUCAAAUCCACGGCUGACUCACAAGGCCAGGCCUUGAAGAAUGAGGACUUCUUCGGUUUUGGUAUUUCCCCUAUGAACCAAAACAUUUUCAGUGCACGAAAUGUGAAAAACUGGAAAAUACAGAGGGGUUAAAAACAAUUCAGGGGAGGGGCGCCUGGGUGGCUCAGUUGGUUAAGCAACUGCCUUCGGCUCGGGUCAUGAUCCUGGAGUCCCGGGAUCGAGUCCCACAUCGGGCUCCCUGCUCGGCGGGGAGUCUGCUUCUCCCUCUGACCCUCCUCCCUCUCGUGCUCUCUGUCUCUCAUUCUCUCUGUCUCAAAUAAAUAAAUAAAAUCUUAAAAAAAAAAAAAAAAAUCCAGGGGGACCUCCCACCCCACAGAGAUGGGAACCACGGCUCGUGUGUUUGGGGUGUGCUGGCGGUAGCUGGGUGUCCCCUCAGCGGGAGAGGCUCAGGAUCUGCCACGCCAGGCAGCGUGGGGGUGGGCUCCCACGCAGGAGUGCGGCCCGGUGGGAACAGAGGCUUCCUGUCCUGCACAGGAACAUGGUGCUGCUCCAGGGGCUCCUGGUGCUCAGCUUGUCCUGCCUGCAGGGUCCCGGCUUGCUGUUGUCUCCUGCCAGCGCCAUGGAGCCCUUGGACCAGCAGCUCAGGAGCGGGCAGACCCAGGAGAAGCUGCCCCCGCUUACCCUCCUCAAGUUGGGCAACCAGGAGGCCCGUGGCCAUACUGUCCUGAAGAAGUCCCCAAGAGACUGCAAGGGGGCCCCAACCCCGGAGCAGACCCGCAGGUUGGCCCAGGCUAUGAUGGCCUUCACCACAGACCUGUUCUCCCUGGUGGCCCAAAGGUCCACCAGCCCCAACCUCAUCCUGUCGCCUCUGAGCGUGGCCCUGGCACUGUCUCACCUGGCACUAGGUGCUCAGAACCAGACGCUGCGGAGGUUAGAGCAGGUGCUGCAUGCAGACUCAGGGCUCUGCCUGCCCCACCUGCUGAGCCGCCUCUGCCAGGACCUGGGCCCUGGGGCAUUCCGAUUGGCUGCCAGAAUGUACCUGCAGAAAGGAUUUCCCAUCAAAGAGGACUUCCUGGAACAAUCAGAACAGCUCUUUGGUGCAAAGCCCAUGAGCCUGACGGGAAGGAAAGGGGAUGAUCUGCUGAACAUCAACCAGUGGGUGAAGGAGGCUACAGAAGGGAAGAUUGAGGAUUUCCUCUCCGAGCUGCCAGAUGACACAGUGUUGCUUCUGCUCAAUGCCAUCCACUUCCAGGGUUUCUGGAGGAGCAAGUUUGAUCCAAGCCUCACCCAGCGAGACAGUUUCCACCUGAAUGAGCAGUUCACGGUACCAGUGGACAUGAUGCAGGCCCGCACGUACCCCCUGCGCUGGUUCCUGCUGGAGCAGCCUGAGAUACAGGUGGCUCAUUUCCCCUUCAAUAACAACAUGAGCUUUGUGGUCAUGAUGCCCACCCACUUUGAGUGGAAUGUGUCCCGGGUGCUGGCCAACGUGAGCUGGGACAUCCUGCACCAGCCCUCGCUUCGAGAGAAACCCACCAAGGUCCGGCUGCCCAGGCUGCAUCUCAACUACCAGUUGGACCUGGUGGCCACCCUCAGCCGGCUGGGCCUGCAGGAACUGUUCCAGGCCCCAGACCUGCGUGGGAUCUCUGACCAGAGCCUGGUGGUCUCCAGCGUGCAGCAUCAGUCCACGCUGGAGCUCAGCGAGGCCGGCGUGGAGGCGGCUGCUGCUACCAGCACGGCCAUGUCCCGCAUGUCCCUCUCCUCCUUCAGCGUGAACCGCCCCUUUCUCUUCUUCAUCCUCGAGGACACAACAAGCCUGCCCCUCUUCGUGGGCAGCGUGAGGAACCCUAACCCUAGUGCGCAGUGGGAGCGCAAGGAGCAGCAGGAUUCCCCGGAUAACAGGGACUACUUCCAGAACCUGAAAGCCUUCCCCCGUGGAGACAAGCCCUUCGGCCCUGACUUGAAACUCGCGCCCCCCUCAGAGGAGGAUUACCCCCAACUUCAUAGCCCCAAGUGAGAGGCCAGCGGCCAGCAUCCCGAGUCCCUGCCUGCAACAACCUCUCCACUCCUGGGACUCUUUCCAGAGGGCUCUGUGGGAUUAGGGCCGGGGCCGGGGUGGGCAGUCUGGGAGCGAGAGGGAGCCAUCCUCUCCCGUCCCCUCUCCGGGGGAGCUUGGGGUGCGUGGGGCCGGGACGAGGGCAGGCCUCGGGGAACCAUGGGCCUUGAUCCCACAUCAUUUCUUGCAAAGAGGCUCGGAGGCCGUCCUUGUUUGGGGCUUGGGCAGAGGGGCAGCUGUCGAUCCACUUUGGUCAGGAAGGUGGGUAGGUCGUUCCCGAAGCCGGCUGGGGCACUUCCACGUUUGUUUACCAGAGAGUGGGGGACAGGAGGGAUUGGAUUCCUUGGCUGGGGCGAGGAGCCUUGUCCGGCUCUGUGGGUAGGGGCCUCGCCUGGCACCUCACGGCUUCUGCCACCACCUGCCCCAGGCCCUCCAGCCUCCACCCGCCCUGAUGCUCUGCCAGCCAGCCUCCCCACAGAUACCAACAUUGCCAGGACUCUCCCUCCUCUUCUUCCUCGGCCAGGUGUCCCAGGGCCUGCGGGAGGGAGGGCAAUAGUCCCCUCAGGCUCUUUUGUAAAGUUUUUGUAGUGAUUUUUACGGCACCCGAAUAAAGAAUGAAUGGCCCUGGCUGCUUUGAUGUCACUAUUCUGGGCGGAGUGGGGGCGGCCCCCCCCCAAGGCGGGAGGAGGCCACAGGCUGCCCGGAGCCCCGCGCUGGGCCCCGAGAGCAGGCGGCCCGUCUCUGCCACGUCUGUUGUCGGCCGCUCGCCAGCCCGUCUGGGCGCAGCCCCCUCUGACCUCGCCACCCGCUCCACGGCCCCCUCCACGCCAGCCCGGCUCCGUUCUCAGCCGCCUCCUCUCUCGAGGCCGCAAGCAGCCAGCAACAAGGGUGGCUCAGAAUAGCGCUGGCCUCCCGGGGUGGGAGCAAACCGGCAGUUAGGGAGCUUGGGGAGUUUCUAAUCACAUGCCGGUCCUUCUGCCGGGGCCGCCGCCCGCCAGCCCAGGGGCGGGGGGGCGGGCCGCCGGGAGCAGCGGCAGGGUUUGGGGGAGGUGGUUGGGCGCAGCUUGGCCCCGGGCUGGGGGCCGCACGGGGGUCCACGCGGGUGGGCCCGUGUCUGCGAGGCCGGGUGUCCGCGUGGAGGGCAGUGGUCAAGAGCAAGGGCCUGGGCUGGACUCCUGCUUCUUACAGAGCAGCGG